Messenger RNA from Antechinus flavipes (yellow-footed antechinus), 531 nucleotides. Its product is annotated as cytochrome c oxidase subunit 6A1, mitochondrial. Gene Ontology annotation, biological process: mitochondrial electron transport, cytochrome c to oxygen. The transcript is spliced from 3 exons. Gene Ontology annotation, molecular function: enzyme regulator activity. Lineage: Eukaryota; Metazoa; Chordata; Mammalia; Dasyuromorphia; Dasyuridae. Gene Ontology annotation, cellular component: mitochondrial inner membrane. The record is from RefSeq and is a predicted model, not a curated record. Bases 16 to 342 code for a protein of 108 amino acids.
UGCUAUUGUUGGAAGAUGGCUGUAACGGCGAGCGGUCGCCUGCUGGCGCUGCUGGGCCCGGUCCGCGGUCCGGCGAGGCGGGCUUUCGCCAGCGGCGCCCACAGUGCGGAGGGCGCAGGCCGCGUGUGGAAGUCGCUGACCUUAUUCGUCGCGCUCCCCGGGGUGGCCGUCAGCAUGCUGCACGCGUACCUGAAGUCGCAGGAGCACCACGAGCGGCCCUCCUUCGUCCCCUACCCCCACCUCCGCAUCCGGACCAAGCCCUUCCCAUGGGGAGAUGGAAACCAUACUCUAUUUCAUAACCAUCACCUCAAUCCUCUCCCAACUGGGUAUGAGGAUGAAUAAAGAAAACUCGGACCAUACUAAUCAAGCACCAGGGGACCACAGCAGCUGUUGGACCAUCCUUUUCUCUCUAUAUGGAUCAGAAAAUUACAUGGGACCUUAAGUUAACUUGCAUCACACAGUGACAAAUAUGCUGACCUUUUUCAUUUUGCUUGUGAUUGGGACAGCUUAAAUAAAUAAUUCUAUGAUGAA